Messenger RNA from Magnolia sinica, 2841 nucleotides. RefSeq names its product receptor-like serine/threonine-protein kinase SD1-8. Gene Ontology annotation, molecular function: ATP binding; protein serine/threonine kinase activity. Gene Ontology annotation, biological process: recognition of pollen; protein phosphorylation. The transcript has 7 exons. Bases 95 to 2590 code for a protein of 831 amino acids. Lineage: Eukaryota; Viridiplantae; Streptophyta; Magnoliopsida; Magnoliales; Magnoliaceae. The record is from RefSeq and is a predicted model, not a curated record.
AAGGCAGGCUAUUUAGCACUGAAAAGAAGACCAUUGUUACAUGCACAUGACCUUCUGGGCUAGACUUCUUACAGUUCAAGAGGUCUCAUGAUAUAUGAGAAUGAAAGACCAUUUAUCCCCCCUCUUGUUUAUCAAUAUCAUGGCUUCUAAGAUUUCAUUUCAAUAUGCUUUGCACGUUUUCUUGUUUGUCAUUCCAUCCUGCACUUCAAUCGACACCACUAGCCUUAAUAAAUCCAUCACGGACAACCAAACCCUAGUUUCAUCGGCUGAAAAGUUCGUGCUAGGGUUUUUCAGUCCUGUCGGUUCCCUCAACCGCUACGUCGGGACAUGGUACAACAACGUCAGGAACCAAACGGUCGUGUGGGUCGCCAACAGAGAAAACCCACUUACAGAUUCUUCCGGCAUCCUCACCAUCAACAAUAGCAACCUCGUCAUCCUGGAUGGGAGUAGCACUGUCGUGUGGUCCACUAACGUUUCGACCAUCGCAGAUUAUUCAAGUGCUAGGCUUUUGGAUUCGGGAAAUCUUGUUUUAAGCUCUGGAGAUUAUGAAAACAAUGUGAAGGUGGUGUGGGAAAGCUUCGACCAUCCUACAAAUUGGUUCCUUCCUGGCAUAAAACUAGGGAAGAACGCUAGGACUGGUCUUGACUGGUACCUCACGUCAUGGAAGUCCCCUAAUGAUCCAGCUCGUGGGGACUUCUUGCUUCGUAUCAAUAUUCAAGGUAUACCCCAGUUCUUCUUAAUGAAGGGAUCAGAUUCACGUUGGAGAAGUGGGCCAUGGAAUGGCAAGAGACUGAGCGGUUCGCGCAGUAUGGAUAUUGAAUUUAUAUCCACCAACCAUUAUGUUUCAAAUGACGAGGAAACUUACCUCACAUACAAUCGCACUGACACAUCGGCGAUCUCCUCGUUGACUCUCGAUACCACAGGCCAGCUUCAAUGGUUAACUUGGAUCAAAAGAAGCCAGACAUGGAAUCCUUACUGGUCGUCGAUGGAGGACCGAUGUGACGCUUAUGCCGAGUGUGGGGCCUACGCCGCCUGUACUACUAAUAGAGUGCCAUGUGAGUGUUUUCAUGGGUUUGAGCCCAAGUCACCCCAAGACUGGUCACUGAGGGAUGGAUCAGAUGGUUGUGUUAGGCAGGCCAGAUUGGAGUGUGGGAAGGGUGAUAAGUUCAUCAAGAUCGAACGCGCGAAGCUGCCGGAUACCUCCAUUGCACAUAAGGUCGCCGGAGUGAGGAUCGACGAGUGCAAAGAUGUAUGCUUGAACAACUGUUCUUGCACUGCUUAUGCUAGUGCUGAUAUUAGCCAAGGGGAGAGUGGAUGUAUGAUCUGGGAUGGGGAUUUGAUUGAUCUCAGGGUGUUUUCUGAUGGAGGGCAAGAUUUUUACGUACGUGUGGCUGCUUCAGAACUAGAAAAUGCAAGUGUGCGAAAGAAGAAACGACUAAAGCCACCUCUCAUGGUGCUAGUUGUAGUGAUCAGUAUUCUCCUGGGAUCUAGUUUUCUCUUAGCACCCUUCAUAAGUUAUCGACGGAGGCGACAGCUGAGACUUCAAGCCCAAAGGGAAACCAGUCAGGAAGUGCUACUGUUUGAUCAGUUGGGUAGAAAUAUAGCAGCUGCCAACAAUUUUAGAGAUGUAAAUAACCUCGGAAGAAAUGGGACUGAUGAUUCGGAUUUUAAAUUAUGCAGUUUUGCCACCAUAUCAGCUGCUACAGAUAAUUUCUCUGCAGCAAAUGAGCUGGGUAAGGGUGGAUUUGGCCCUGUUUACAAGGGGAAGCUGGUGGGGGGACAAGAAAUAGCGGUAAAAAGACUUUCAAGAAGUUCAGGACAAGGACUUGAAGAGUUCAAAAAUGAGAUAAUACUAAUUGCGAAACUCCAACAUAUGAAUCUUGUUAGACUCUUUGGUUGUAGUAUUGAAGGAGAUGAAAAGAUAUUGAUCUAUGAGUAUAUGCCCAAUAAAAGCUUGGAUUCCUUCCUCUUUGAUCCUAUUAAAAAAGCGCUACUGCAUUGGGGUAAACGUGCCCACAUCAUCGAAGGGGUUGCUCAAGGCCUUCUUUAUCUUCACAAGUACUCCAGAUUAAAAGUCAUUCAUAGAGAUCUAAAAACCAGCAAUAUUCUGUUGGAUGGUGAAAUGAACCCUAAAAUAUCGGAUUUCGGCAUGGCACGAAUCUUCGGAUGCAAUGAGUCCGAAGGAAACACAAACAAGGUUGUUGGUACAUAUGGUUAUAUGUCUCCCGAGUAUGCUGUAAAGGGCCAUUUUUCAAUAAAAUCUGAUGUCUUCAGUUUCGGAGUCAUACUGCUAGAGAUCCUGAGCGGCAGGAAGAACAACAGUUUCCACCACUCUGACCGUUAUCUCAACGUUCUUGGAUAUGCAUGGGAAUUGUGGGAAGGAGGAAGGGUUUUGGAGCUGGUGGACCCAAUGUUGGGCGAUUCAUCUCCAACGUUUGAGCUAUUAAGGUGCAUUCAUGUUGCGCUGUUGUGUGUGCAAGAACAUGCGGCGGACAGACCCACCAUGUCAGAUGUUGUGUCCAUGCUUGGCAAUGAGACUAUUGCUCUGCCUACUCCCAAACAACCUGCAUUUUCUUUAUGGGAGGAUUGAUACUGAUGCACAGUUACAAUCAGGCAAGGAACUUGUUCUUCAAAUGAUGUAACAGUUUCUGAGGUGGAAGGCCGAUAGUAAAAUUAACUUCCGCUGCCAUUUUUUAUCGUCGUAACUUGUGUCCGCCUCUUGUAUUUCCCAUAUAAAGAUAUAAAGGAAUUUGGUGAAACGAAUGAGCUGAACUGUGUCCUAAAAUGUAUGAAAAAUGAUCUUUACGUAGUAAUAUUGGUAUUUUCAUCUCAUAGUGGAAA